Messenger RNA from Ornithodoros turicata, 4992 nucleotides. RefSeq names its product DNA topoisomerase 2-alpha-like (gene Top2). The transcript is spliced from 4 exons. Gene Ontology annotation, biological process: resolution of meiotic recombination intermediates; DNA topological change; sister chromatid segregation. The coding region runs from base 167 to 4702 and encodes 1511 amino acids. Gene Ontology annotation, molecular function: ATP binding; DNA binding; DNA topoisomerase type II (double strand cut, ATP-hydrolyzing) activity. NCBI's taxonomy places the organism in Eukaryota, Metazoa, Arthropoda, Arachnida, Ixodida, Argasidae. The record is from RefSeq and is a predicted model, not a curated record. Gene Ontology annotation, cellular component: nucleus.
CUUCCGCCGGUUUGGCGGGCUCGACAGCAGAAAAUGGCCGUUGUCUAACAGAAGCGGCAGGCGAUUCUAAUUUGUUAGGCUUCGGCGUUUCCUCCUUGUCAUUUUCGUCCGAAGCACCGUUUUGAAUGCCCUAGUUCGUGUCUCUCCAACGCGAGUUCGUACAGGGAUGGCGACGAGCGAGGGAUCCGGCGACGGGCUGCUAGGAGCGCCGGCUCAGAACGGCGCCCCAAACAAAGGGGGGCCUAUGUCAAUCGAACGCAUCUACCAGAAGAAAACUCAGCUGGAACAUGUUUUGCUUCGCCCGGACACUUACAUCGGUUCCGUUGAACCCAUUACCCAGAAUAUGUGGGUUUACGACGGUGAAGAAGUGGGCAUGAAGAACCGGCCUAUAACGUUCGUGCCCGGUUUGUACAAGAUAUUCGAUGAAAUCCUCGUCAAUGCCGCCGACAACAAGCAGCGUGACCCCAAGAUGGACCGGAUUGACGUGGAGAUUGACCCCGAAACGAACAUGAUAAGCAUUUGGAAUAACGGUAAAGGAAUCCCGGUGGUAGAACACAAAGACGAAAAAAUGUACGUACCUACCUUGAUCUUUGGCCACCUUCUGACUUCGUCCAACUAUAACGACGACGAGAAAAAAGUGACAGGAGGUCGAAACGGAUUUGGAGCAAAGCUGUGCAACAUCUUCAGCACGAAGUUCACCGUAGAGACGUGCUCAAAGGCUGAGAGGCUCGCUUUCAGUCAGACAUGGGAGAACAACAUGACAAAGACGAGUAAGCCCAAGUUGAAGCCGAAGGACACCGGGGACGACUUCACAAAAAUCACGUUCUAUCCCGACCUGCCCAAGUUUAAGAUGGAAAAGUUGGACCCAGACAUGGUGGCACUGAUGUCACGGCGAGCUUUCGACUUAGCCGGAACCACGAGGGGCGUCAAGGUGUUCCUCAACAAGAAGAAGCUUCCGGUGAAAGGGUUCAAAGAAUACGUGCAGCUCUUUCUCAAGGACAAGGAGGAUGAGCAGGGAAAGCCCAUCAUUCCAAUUUAUGAGAGCGUUAACGAUAGGUGGGAAGUCGCGGUCGCCCUGAGUGACAGCGGAGACUUCCAGCAGAUGAGCUUCGUGAACAGCAUAGCCACCACUAAGGGCGGCACGCACGUGGACUAUGUGUCGGACCACGUGGUCAAGAAGGUCCAGGAGAUGGUCAAGAAGAAGAACAAAGCCGGGGUGAAGAUCCAGAACAAGCAAGUGAAGGACCAUAUGUGGGUUUUCAUCAACUGUCUCAUUGAGAAUCCGACGUUCGACUCUCAGACCAAGGAGAACAUGACCCUGCAAGUAAAGAGCUUCGGCUCCAAGUGCGACCCGAGCGAGAAGUUUUACACGCAAGUCCUCAAGUGCGGCAUCGUCGAGGCAGUCAUGUCCUGGCUGGCCUUCAAGGCGCAGAAACAGCUGGGCCAGAAGUGCAGCUCCAAAAAGCACUCCAAGCUCAAGGGGAUCCCCAAGCUGGAGGACGCCAACGACGCCGGCACGCGCAACUCCAUCGACUGCACCCUCAUCCUGACGGAGGGGGACUCGGCCAAGACGCUGGCCGUGUCGGGGCUCGCCGUCGUGGGGAGGGACAAGUUCGGGGUCUUUCCGCUCCGCGGGAAGAUGCUCAACGUCCGCGAGGCGUCCCACAAGCAGAUCCUGGAGAACGCCGAGAUCAACAACCUCAUCAAGAUCCUGGGGCUGCAGUACAAGAAGAAGUACGAGACGGAGGACGACCUGCGCACACUCCGCUACGGUCGGCUCAUGAUCAUGACCGAUCAGGACCAGGACGGGUCCCACAUCAAGGGCCUCCUCAUCAACUUCAUCCACCACAACUGGCCGUCCCUCCUGAGGCUUCCGUUCCUGGAGGAAUUCAUCACGCCGAUUGUGAAGGCCAGCAAGGGGAAGACUGAGCUCUCUUUCUAUUCGCUGCCAGAGUUUGAAGAGUGGAAGGCGGCCACGGAAGACUGGCAACGUUGGAGAGUAAAGUACUACAAAGGUUUGGGUACCAGCACCGCCAAAGAGGCAAAGGAGUACUUCUCCGACAUGCUCCGCCAUCGCAUCCGUUUCCGGUACCAGGGCGGAGAGGACGAUCGUGCCAUCGAAUUGGCCUUCAGCAAGAAGAUGGUGGAUCAGCGGAAGGAGUGGCUCCGCAGCGGAAUGGAGGAACGCAAACAACGUAGAGAGCUGGGCCUACCUGAAGUGUACCUGUACGGCAAGGAGACCAAGGCCGUCACUUUUGAAGACUUCGUCAACAAGGAGCUCAUCCUCUACAGCAACAUGGACAACGAGCGAUCCAUUCCGUCACUCGUGGACGGCCUCAAACCGGGACAGCGUAAAGUGCUGUUCACGUGCUUCAAGAGAAACCUGAAGCGUGAGAUCAAAGUUGCCCAGCUGGCCGGUUCCGUCGCGGAGCACUCUGCAUACCAUCACGGCGAGGUGUCUCUCAUGGCCACAAUCAUCAACUUGGCACAGAAUUUUGUGGGCAGCAACAACAUCAACCUCCUGCUGCCCAUUGGUCAGUUUGGUACGCGUCUGCAAGGUGGCAAAGAUGCCGCCAGCCCCCGAUACAUCUUCACCAUGCCCAGUCCCAUCGCGCGAUGCGUCAUGCCAUCCUUCGACGAUCCCAUCCUGCACUACCUGUUCGACGACAACCUCCGUAUCGAACCGGAGUUCUACAUCCCGAUCCUUCCCAUGGUACUCGUGAAUGGGGCGGAAGGGAUCGGGACGGGUUGGAGCACGAAAGUGCCCAACUACAACCCCCGAGCGAUCGUCGCCAACAUUCGGCGCAUGCUCGCAGGCGAGGAACCGCAGCCCAUGAAGCCCUGGUUCAAGAACUUCCGCGGCACCAUCGACCAAGUGGAGUCUCAGAAAUUCCUCAUCAGCGGAGAAGUGUCGCUGCUCAGCUCGACCACCAUCGAGAUAACGGAACUUCCCGUUCGCACGUGGACGCAGACAUACAAGGAGCAGGUGCUGGAGACGAUGCUCCACGGGUCGGAAAAGGUUCCGGCCCUGAUCACAGACUACAAGGAAUACCACACGGACACCACGGUCCGCUUCGUGGUCACGAUGACCGAAGAGAAGUUGUCGCGCGCUCGAGACGAAGGGCUCCACAAGGUGUUCAAGUUGCAGACGACGCUGUCGACGUCCUGCAUGGUACUGUUCGAUUCCAACGGUGUCCUCAGCUCGUACAGCACACCGGAUGAGAUUCUGCGAGAGUUUUUCACGACCCGUCUGGAGGCCUACAAGAAGCGAAAGGCUUACAUGAUGGGCCUUCUCGAGGCAGAAACGAAGAAGCUGGAGAACCAGGCCCGCUUCAUCCUGGAGAAGAUCGAGGGGGUCGUCAAGGUCGAGAACCGCAGGAAGGUAGAAAUGAUAAGAACCCUCGUGGACCGCGGCUACGACGCGGACCCGUUGAUAGAGUGGAAGAAGCAGCUCAAACAGAAACAGGGAGAAGAGGAAGAAGAACAGGACGACGGGGCAGAGUCCCAAGGAGAGGAGGAGCGGGACGAAAGUGCCGAGAGCUACAACUACCUUCUGGGCAUGCCCCUGUGGAGCCUGACACGGGAAAGGAAAGAGGACCUCUUGAAAAAGCGAGACGAAAAGCGCGCGGAGCUCGAAGCCCUCCGCAAGAAGUCCCCCGAGCACCUGUGGGAGGAGGACCUCACCGCUUUCGAGGCAAAGCUGGACGAGGUCGAGAAGCAGGAGAGGGAAGACGAGACGAGCACCGUCAAGACCGUCGUCAAGACGGGAAAAGGUCGGGCGAAAUCCGCCAAGAACACGUCGGAAGAAACUAAGCCGGCCGUCGAUGGGGAACGCGUCAUUCCCAAGGUGGACUGGGAGGCGAAGAAGAAAGCCCCAGCCGGUACGGCGGGCAAAGGUCGACAAAAGAAGAGCGAGGACGGCGGAGUCAAGACGGAGGCCGGCGACAGCCCCGGCGGCGAGAAACCCGAGAAGGCGCCGCGUAAGCGUAAGCCCGCCACUCCCAAGUCGGACAAGAAAAGGUCCCCUACGAAGAAGAGGAAUCCCUGGUCGGAGGAUUCCGACUCCGACGAGGUCGACGACUUCUCAUUCUCCGAGGGUGAGGACGAAGACGAUGUGGUCCCCGCGAGGGCGCCACAGAAGAAGCGGGUGCAGAGCGACGAAGAACCGAUGGUUAUCGAAGACAAAGGCAGCGACGAGGACGUCCCGCAGCAGAACGGAAAAGAGAAAAGCAUGUUUGACAGCGACAGCGAUGUCGAGUUGGUUCCUCUCUCGAAGCGAGUGAGCGGCGGCGGCGAAGAAGCGUUUGACUCCCUCUUCGACGGAGACAAGAAAGAAGAGAGCAAGCCGAAACCAGCACCUAAACCCGCACCCAAAGCAGCAACGGCAGCAGCAGCACCCAAGCCCAAGAAGCCAGCCAAGAAGGCAUUAGACAGCGACGACGAAGUGUCCGAGGAAGAAUUCAAGCCCAAGCCCAAAAAAGCCACCGGGGGUGCAGGCAGGGGGCGGAAGAAGAAGAACGAUUCGGACGGGGAGAAGCCCAAGCAGAGCAAGGCCAAGAAGGCAAAACGCGCCGCGGAUUCCUCGGACGAGGACGACAACUUUGACGACAUGGACGCCGCCCCAGCGUUUUCCCGCACGACGACGGGUCGCACACGCGCUCCCGUCAAAUAUAACUUUGGCAGCGACUCCGAGGAGGACUGAUCGUCGGACGCGCCGUCUCGUCUUCAGUUUAGUUUUGUGGUGAAGUUAUUAUUGUUAUUUAUGUGCUCUUUUCACCGUCAUUGUAUUCUGAGAGAGGCGUCAUGAAGGACUAUGAUGUGUCGAGGUGGUAAUCGCGCAUUUUAUCUUGUAAAACAAAGAAACUGGAGUUUUAUCCUCCUUCUCUCGCUUAGUUUUAUCACGAGCCACUUUUAGUUUUUAACAUAAGCCACAAACUAAGUUAUCGGUGUUUCGUCUGUCGUAUGUUAAUAAAAGCAAGUAUGUGUCCCGUA